Messenger RNA from Lasiosphaeria miniovina, 1262 nucleotides. RefSeq lists its product as uncharacterized. Bases 92 to 1081 code for a protein of 329 amino acids. The record is from RefSeq and is a predicted model, not a curated record. Lineage: Eukaryota; Fungi; Ascomycota; Sordariomycetes; Sordariales; Lasiosphaeriaceae. The transcript has 3 exons.
UCCUUGGCAUUUUGCAGGUCAUUCUUUCUUCGCUUCUAUCUCCACUCUUUAUUUACGUUUCUCCGCUGCCGGCCAGCACGUUUUAUUCAAGAUGCACGCCCCUACCUUUGGACAGUUCCUUGUUGGAGUCAUUGCCGCGUCUUCGGCCGUCGCCUUCCAGGUGUCGACCCUGACCCGAGCUGGCUCCGCUCUUGCCAUCCUUGGCCCGGCUGUGGCCGUGGCUCUGCCCUUUGUUGGUGAUGUUCCAGCAAUCGAGGCUAGACAUCACAAGGGCCAGAAGCCCAAGGGCAACAACAACAACAACAACAAGGGAGCCCGCGAUGUUGAGGCCAGGCACCACAAGGGCCAAAAGCCCAAGGGUAACAACAACAACAACAACAACAAGGGAGCUCGCGAUGUUGAGGCCCGACACCACAAGGGCCAGAAGCCCAAGGCCAAUAAUAACAACGACAAGGGAGCCCGCGAUGUUGAGAUUGAGGCCAGACACCACAAAGGCCAGAAGCCUAAGGGCAACAACAACAACAAGGGAGCCCGCGAUGCCGAAAUUGAAGCUCGUGACGUCGAGAUCGAGGCCAGGCACCACAAGGGCCAGAAGCCUAAGGGCAACAACAACAACAACAAAGGUGCUCGCGAUAUUGAGGUUGAGGCUCGUGACGUCGAGAUCGAGGCCAGGCACCACAAGGGCCAGAAGCCCAAGGCCAACAACAAUAACAACAAGGGAGCUCGCGACAUUGAGAUUGAGGCCAGACAUCACAAGGGCCAGAAGCCCAAGGCCAACAAUAACAACAACAAGGGAGCUCGAGAUGUCUCCGAUGACGAGCACCACUUCGAUGAUGUUGAGGAGCGUGACACCAGUGACGUUGAGGUUCGCGAUGUCGAGAUCGAGGCCCGGCACCACAAGGGACAGAAGCCCAAGACCAACAACAAUAAUAACAACAAAGGAGCUCGCGAUGUCUCCGAUGACGAGCACCACUUUGAUGAUGUCGAGGAGCGUGAUGUCAGUGACGUCGAGGCUCGUGACGUGGAGCUUGAGGCUAGACACCACAAGGGCCAGAAGCCUAAGAAGGGCAACGGCAACUAAGCGUUGCAGUACUAUAUAUAGUUAGGCGGCAGUCUAUCGGCUUGCUUCCUGUUAUUCUUUGUACUCCUUGUUGCUGCGUUGUAAAACUAGGUAGUUUACUAGUCCCCCUCGCCUCGCCUCGUCUCGUCUUCGCAUGUCUCACCCUACACAUGCCGGGCCGGUGAAGGGAUCGGGCUGGACG